Balearica regulorum gibbericeps (East African grey crowned-crane) is the source of this 924-nucleotide messenger RNA. Lineage: Eukaryota; Metazoa; Chordata; Aves; Gruiformes; Gruidae. The record is from RefSeq and is a predicted model, not a curated record.
GAGGGCGGGGAGGAGAUGCAGGAUACCGUGGGGCUAUGCUGCACCUGGGACAUCCCACCACCCGCUGGCACCCAGGCUAAGUGGGUGAGGCUUAAUGUGGGGGGCACCGUCUUCCUCACCACCAGGCAGACCCUGUGUCGGGAGCAGAAAUCUUUCCUGUGUCGCUUGUGCCAGGGCGAGGAGCUGCAGUCGGACCGGGAUGAGACUGGUGCAUACCUAAUAGACCGGGACCCCACUUACUUUGGACCUAUCCUGAACUUCCUUCGUCAUGGGAAGCUGGUCCUGGAUAAAGAUAUGGCUGAAGAGGGGGUCCUAGAAGAAGCUGAGUUCUAUAACAUUGGUCCUUUAAUCCGAAUAAUCAAGGAUCGACUGGAGGAGAAGGACUACACAGUAACUCAGGUGCCUCCUAAGCAUGUCUACCGUGUGCUACAGUGCCAGGAAGAGGAGCUCACUCAGAUGGUUUCCACUAUGUCGGAUGGAUGGCGCUUUGAGCAGCUUGUCAACAUUGGCUCAUCCUAUAACUAUGGGAAUGAGGAUCAGACAGAGUUCCUGUGUGUGGUCUCCAAAGAGUUGUACAACUCCCCAAGUGGCCUGAGCUCUGAGCCCAGCCACAAAGCCAAGAGCACAGAGGAGGACCUGGAGGAGGAAGAGCAGGAGGUGGAGGAGGAGGCAGAAGCAGAAGCAGAGGAGAAAGCUGUUACAAGCCAGAGGUCUGAGGAUGUAGCUGGUCUGGGCUUGUGGCCAGAGGGAAAAUACAGAGCCACUGCCCUUUUCUGGGACACCUCCACUGCUCGCGGGGUGUCCCUGUGCUGGAUGUCACGUUCCUUGGUGUCUCCUUCCCUGUCAGCCAGAGCAGCCCUGUGUGGGCAGGGUGAGGAGGAGACAGGCAUGCUGCCCGGGUACCGGGAACACGCUGGCACCUGA